UUGAAAUCAUCUCUACAAACGUACUCCCUGACAUCAGGAACAUACGCGCCCAGUCCCCGACUUUCUGAUACAUCUGCUAAAUCACACUGCUGAACUCUCCAACACGCACAGCUCAGCAUUAAGCUCAGUCAUGGCAGAUAAAAAAGCCCCCAGCAAAGCAGGUAUGGUAAAAAAGAAAGAAAAGAAAGUGGAGACUAAACCUGCUGAAAAGGAAAAGGAGAAAAAACCAGAGGCCAAGGCUGAGAAAGAGAAAGAGAAAGAGAAGGAUGAGAAGAUGAAAAAGAAGCCAGAGAAGGCCCCAGAAAAGCCAAAAGAAGAGGACAAGACGCCAAAUGGAAACGGGGAGACAGCCGAAGGAGCACAGGGGGGCACCGAGGAUGGAGAAUUCCAGUUUGAGCCUAUAGAGCUACCUCCAUUUGAGAUCAUCAUUGGAGAUCGACUCAACCCCACUUUCUUCAAGUUCCAGUUCAAAAACGUGGAGUACUCUUGUGGCCGCAACAAGACCUUCCUAUGCUACCAGGUGGACAUACAGAGUAGCUCAGGAGAACCUGAUGGUCUCCGGGGUUACCUAGAGGAUGAGCAUUCUGGCACUCAUGCUGAGGAGGCAUUCUUCCUACAGGUGCUGCCCCAGUAUGACAAAUCACUGAACUACACGGUCACCUGGUACACGUCAUCCAGCCCCUGUGCUGCAUGUGCUGCUAAGCUGGUAGAGAUAUUGAGAGUCCGCAAGACACUACGCCUCAACAUCCACUGCUCCCGUCUCUUCCUGUGGGAAGAACCCGAGGUGCAGGUGGGGCUAAAGGCUCUGGCACAAGCAGGGUGCAAACUAAGGAUGAUGAGGCCUGUGGACUUCACCUAUGUUUGGUCCACUUUUGUAGAGAACGAGGAAGACAACUUUACACUCUGGGAGGACUGUCAAGAAAGCUACGAGUACUAUGAUGAGAAGCUCACUAGCAUUCUGCAAUAGGGAUUUGUCACAAAGGACACUCUCCUCUAAUGGUACAAUCUUUCAUUUAAUUAUAGUAAAACUGUUUUUAUUUCUGUGCAUUAUUCUAUUUCUCACUAAUGCCUGAAAUACA
Messenger RNA from Colossoma macropomum (tambaqui), 1079 nucleotides. RefSeq names its product apolipoprotein B mRNA editing enzyme, catalytic polypeptide-like 2b (gene apobec2b). Gene Ontology annotation, biological process: cytidine to uridine editing. NCBI's taxonomy places the organism in Eukaryota, Metazoa, Chordata, Actinopteri, Characiformes, Serrasalmidae. Gene Ontology annotation, molecular function: cytidine deaminase activity; RNA binding. Gene Ontology annotation, cellular component: cytoplasm; nucleus. The record is from RefSeq and is a predicted model, not a curated record. The transcript has 3 exons. The coding region runs from base 131 to 967 and encodes 278 amino acids.